Molecule: messenger RNA, 5087 nt
Organism: Myzus persicae (green peach aphid)
Lineage: Eukaryota; Metazoa; Arthropoda; Insecta; Hemiptera; Aphididae
Exons: 31
Coding region: 319-4992 (1557 amino acids)
Biological process (GO): proteolysis
Molecular function (GO): serine-type endopeptidase activity; protein binding
Source: RefSeq, a predicted model, not a curated record
AGUAUCUUGAGUUAGUAGUAAAACGAUCCGACAUUAUGUGUUAUAUAGUCCUAUUGGUAUUAUCGUCUCUUACUUAGUGUUAUCAUAUAAUGUUAAAAAAUAAAAAUUACUAAAUUCUCUAUAAGUAUUGUCUUGCAUAUUAAUAUAUUAUAAUAGUAUAUACGCAUAUUUUCCCCUAUUUAACUAUACCUAUGUUUGUCAAUUAGUGUUUAACUAUCGGUUAGGAUAUAGUUUUAUUAAUUGGAUAGAACUUAUGAAUAAACAUUUAUUGUUUAGAUUUUUCAAUAUAUUUACAUUAAUCUCAGCUCCCCAUUGGCAAUGAAAGUGACGUAUUCCUGGUUAAUAUGUUCAUGUUUAUUUUAUGGAUCCGGAAUUUUGUGCCAAAAUGAAGAUUCUUGCUCAACAAAGGCCGAGGAUAAUUUUUAUUGUUCGAAUGGACUGUGUAUCAAAUUGUCGUGGGUGUGUGAUGGUCGUAAGGAUUGUUCAGAUGGUUCAGACGAGACCAAAGAGUUGUGUGCUCGAUACCAGUAUGCACCAAAUACGUCCAUGGAAUGUGGCAAAGUGAAUAAAAAAAGCGAAGUAACAUCCAAAGAAGAUAUAGCAACGAUUGAAACAGCUCCUUGGAAUGUCCUAAUAUAUAAAUUAUAUAAGACCGAUUCUAAUUAUUACUUUUCCUGUUUAGGAUCACUUAUUGGUCCAAAUGUAGUGAUUUCAAUCGCUCAUGGUUUUUGGAAAAAAGCUGGUUCACCCAAGACAAUAUCAGUAAACGAUGGCUCAAUCAAAGUCGUUAUUGGAAAAUAUGAUAAAAAUUAUAAAAUAAGAGACAACCUAACUCAAAUAGUCGAUGUUGAAACAAUUUAUGUGCCUGAAGGAUAUAAUUCAGCUGAUGGAAACUACGCUGAAGAUAUCUCUGUUCUUGUGUUAUCACACAAAGUUUCGUUUAUUAAUGGUGUCUCACCUGUUUGUAUCGAUUGGAUUAGUAAAUAUGAGGUACAGAAUGGAGAUCAAGGAAAGAUUCUUGUGUGGGAAGACACAAAAAAUGACACGCAAAGUCUUGUUUUAUUAGAAAAAUUAUUUCCAUACAUCGACCAUAGUACUUGUCAAAGAAAAAAUACAAGUGGAUUCGAUCAAUAUUUAACUUAUGAUAAGAUUUGUGCCGGUUCUAAAAUAGAUACAGAACUAGCAUACCGCGUAGGUUCUGGAGACAGUGGAUCGGGUAUAAGUUUUUUGCAUUCCAAUUCUUAUUUUUUGACUGGGAUUCUAAGUGUCACGGAUAAAGAAUACAAUAAUACAGUCUCGGGUUUUACAGGCAUUAAACACCAUAUUAAAUUUAUUCAAGGAAUUUUGAACAAACGAGUAAUAGUGAAUUCAUGCGUUCUACCAACUGCCGAAGGAGUCUUGUAUUCUUAUGAAGGUUCUAAUGAGACUUUACCUCACGGUGCAUUAAUUGAUCAUCAUCUAAUUGUUAUUGAGAAUUGCGCAGUUGGAUAUUAUAAGGCUUAUCCCAAUGGUUUUAGGUUUUGUCAGGGAAGAGGAAAAUGGGUAUCGAAUUCUGAGAAAUUGUGUUUCAAAAUGUGUCCACCUCUACUAUCAGAUAGUUUAGAUAUUAAAUGCACGCUUAAUGGUCAGUAUGCAAACUGUUCAAAUUUAUCGAUACCCAAUACAAUAGCAACGCCAUCAUGUAAGCCAACAUAUAGUGCUCCGUAUGGACAAGAAGAUACUCCCCUUGAAUUACAUUGUCAGUCUAAUGGGACAUGGAAUUCUCAGUUAUAUAGAUGCAAUCCAUAUUGCGGUAAAGUAUAUAUCAAAAAUGAAGUAUUGAUCAACAAUGGGGAAAUAGCACUUGUUGGAACGGCCCCUUGGAAUGUUGGAAUAUAUAAAUUAAAUAAAAAUACGUCCGAUUAUGACAUUAUAUGUGGAGGAUCAAUUAUUGCUCCAAAUUUAGUCGUUUCUGCUGCUCAUUGUUUUUGGCAACAAGGAGUGUUAUCUAAGAAAUUAUCAAUAAGCGACGAUCGAUACAAAAUUUCUGUUGGAAAAUAUGAUAAAAAUUUAACAAUAAUUGACAAUGACUUUACUCGAAUAAUAAAUGUUGACAUUAUUCACCUGAAAGAAAGUUAUUAUGGAGCAUCUGGGUUUCAUGCUGAAGAUAUAGCUAUUAUUGUGUUAAGACACAGAGUUUCUUUUAGUAAUGGUGUGGCACCUAUUUGUAUCGAUUGGAAUAGUAAAUACAAUGUGGUCAAUGGCGAUCAAGGAAAGAUUGUUGGUUGGGGAAAAACGGAAAAAGGCAUUCCAAGUCCUAUUUUAUUAGAAGCAUAUUUACCAUAUAUUGACCACAGUUCAUGCCGAAAUAUGUAUACUAACGGAUUUGAACCAUUUGUAACUGUUGAUAAGUUUUGUGCCGGUUCUGAAUCAGUUUCAGGUCAGGGAGUGGGUAGGGGUGAUAGCGGGGCUGGCUUAUGCUUUUUCCACUCUGAAUCGUAUUAUUUAACCGGAGUAGCGAGUAUCAAGGAUCCAAAUACAAAUAAUUCAAUUGCAGUUUUCACUGACGUUAAGUAUCACAUUCAAUGGAUUCGUGGACUGUACAACAAAUAUAAUUAUAUUCAAUAUGUUGCAUAUUAUAUUUUAUACUAUUACAGUUUAUACAAUUAUUCGCUAAACUAUUGUUUUGUCUUACCAUUGGCAAUGAAGGUGAUGUAUUCCUGGAUAAUAUAUUUAUUUGUAAUUUUCGGAUCAGGAAUUUUGUGUGACGAAAAACUCGAAAAACGAAAAGCUGCAUCAUCUUGCUCGGUAAACACAGAAUAUGAUUUUUAUUGUUCAGACGGACUGUGUAUCAAAUGGUCCUGGGUUUGUGAUGGUCGUAACGAUUGUUCAGAUGGUUCAGACGAGAACAAAGAUUUAUGUGCUCGAUACGAGUAUGGAACAAAUAUGACCAUGGACUGUGGUAGAGUAAAUAGAACAAAUCAAAACAUAUUCGAAAAAGGUCAAAAUGAAGCAACGGUAGAAACAGCACCUUGGAAUGUUGAAAUAUAUACAUUAGAUGACAGUAAGCCCUAUUAUCGCAAUUUAUGUGGAGGAUCAAUUAUUGCUCCAAAUAUAGUAAUUUCUGGGGCUAUAAGUUUUAGGGAAAAAGGCUUGUUAACUAAGCAAUCAUCAAUAAACAAUGGUAUAGUCAAAGUCGCUGUUGGAAAAUUGAAUAGAAAUUUUACUGUUCUUGACAAUGAAUUUACUAAAAUUAUCGACGUGGAAAUAAUUUACCUUCAUGAAGAUUUUAAAGGAUCAGAUGGGAAGUAUGCCAAAGAUAUAGCUGUCAUUGUGUUAGCUAAAAAAGUUUCAUUUAAUAAUGGUGUUUUGCCUGUUUGCAUCGAUUGGAACAAAAAAUAUGAGUUACGUAAUGGAGUUCAAGGAAAGGUUCUUGUUUGGGGAGACUCAAAAAAUGGCACACAAAGUCGUGUUUUAUUAGAAAGAUUUUUUCCAUACAUCAAUCUUACUACUUGUCGAAAAAUGUAUACUGCAGCAGAGUACUUUAAUGUACUUCUAACUUAUGAUAAGUUUUGUGCCGGUUCUAAAUUGGUUUCAGGACUAGAAUACACGGUAGGUUUUGGUGAUUGCGGAACAGGCAUAAGCUUUUUACAUUCUAAUUCUUAUUUUUUAACUGGGAUUCUUAGUGUCAUGGAUAAAGAAUACAAUAAUACAGUUGUAGGUUUUACAGACAUAAAAUACCAUGUACAAUGGAUUCGUGGACUUUUAAACAAACAUGGAGUGGUAAAUUUAUGCGUUUUACCAGCCGCCGAAGGGGUCGUGUAUUCGUAUGAAGGUUCUAAUGAAACUUUAUCUCAUGGGACAUUAAUUAAUCCUGAUCUAAUUGUUAUUGAAAAUUGUGCAGUUGGAUAUCAUAAGGCUUAUCCCAAUGGUUUUAGGUUUUGUCAGGGAAGAGGAAAAUGGGUACCGAAAUCUGAAAAAUUGUGUUUUAAAAUGUGUCCACCUCUACUAUCAGAUAGUUUAGAUAUUAAAUGUACGCUUAAUGGUCAGUAUGCAAACUUUUCAAAUUUAUCGAUACCCAAUACAAUAGCAACGCCAUCAUGUAAGCCAACAUAUAUUGCUCCGUAUGUACAAGAAGAUACUCCCCUUGAAUUACAUUGUCAGUCUAAUGGGACAUGGAAUACUCAGUUAUAUAGAUGCAAUCCAUAUUGUGGUAGAGUAUAUAUCCAUAAUCAAGUAUUGAUCAACAAUGGUAAAAAAGCAAUUGUUGGGACAGUCCCUUGGAAUGCUGGAAUAUAUCAAUUAGAUAAAAAAAAUUCCAAUUAUGACUUGAUAUGUGGCGGAUCAAUUAUUGCUCCAAAUUUAAUCAUUUCUGCGGCUCAUUGUUUUUGGCGAAAGGGUAUGGUAUCUAAUAGAAUAUUAAUAGACGAUGGUCUAUAUAAAAUUGCUGUUGGAAAAUAUGAUAGAAAUUUCACAAUAAUUGACAAUGACUUUACUCAAAUAAUUAAUGUGGAAAUGAUUCACCUGAAAGAUGGUUAUUACGGACUUACUGGAUUUUAUGCUGAAGAUAUUGCUAUUAUUGUGUUACAAAACCAAAUUUCUUUUAGUAAUGGUGUUUCACCAGUUUGUAUAGAUUGGCAUGGUAAUUACAGUGUAAUCAAUGGAGAUCAAGGAAAGAUUGUCGGUUGGGGAAAAACAGAAAAAGGCAUUUCAAGCCCUAUUUUAUUAGAGGCAUCUUUACCAUACAUCAACCAUAGUUCUUGUCGGAAUAUGUAUACAAACGGAUUUGAAGCAUUUGUGACUGUUGAUAAGUUUUGUGCUGGUACUGCAUCGGGACAAGGAGUGGGUAGUGGAGAUAGCGGCGCAGGCUUAUGCUUUUUACACUCAAAUGCUUAUUAUUUAACCGGAAUAGUGAGUAUCAAAGACCCAUUUACAAUCAAUUCAAUCGCAGUUUUUACAGAAGUUAAGCACCAUAUACCAUGGAUUCGUGAACUGUAUAACAAACAUAACUAGGUAUUAAUGUAUUAUACCAAAUUAGAGUAUGAUGAUGUUAAUAAAAAAAAUGUAUUCUCAUUGUUAAUCGAAGUCAAUAUUAUAAAAUAUGAAUA